Messenger RNA from Gekko japonicus, 1059 nucleotides. Its product is annotated as IQ and AAA domain-containing protein 1-like. NCBI's taxonomy places the organism in Eukaryota, Metazoa, Chordata, Lepidosauria, Squamata, Gekkonidae. The coding region runs from base 19 to 270 and encodes 83 amino acids. The record is from RefSeq and is a predicted model, not a curated record. The transcript has 2 exons.
CUAACUGAACGACGCCUGAUGCAACUGAUCAAGAAACCGUUGACAGCGGCUGAAUUCCUGAGCCCUCUAGCCAGGCAGGACCCAGUGUACAAAGAGGAAGAAGAAACGUUUAAGGCUUGGUACGCCAAAACUCCUCUGGGGAAAGCACGCAUCAAGUCCCUGACGGCGACCGAAGAAACUGGGAAAGGGAAAGGGAAGGGGAAAGAUAAGGGAAAGGAUAAGGACAAAAAGAAGGAAGCAAAGAAAGGCAAGAAGAAGAAGAAGAAGUGAAAAGCCCCAGGGAAUGCUUUGAGAAAAGCACCUCGUAGUUAACCAGUCCCUGUAGAGCAAGACUUCGAUGAAAUCCCAACUCCCCAGACGGCCUCCGUCUCAGAAGUCGUCUGUGAAAAGCGCUGGACAGGAUACAUCAGUGUGACAUGUAAUCCCUCCCAGGUAACAAACUAAUGACCACUGAAUUUCUCUAGUAUCACUUAGGGCCACUUCUUUAAAAGCUAACUUCUGUCUCAGAUGAGGAAUUUGAAUUCUUAGGAAGAUGUUAUUAACUAUUCAACUUUAGGUAGUGUUAUUACUAUUAAGGGCUUUGUUAGUAGAAUGUAUUACAUUUAGGUCUUUCCCCUAUUCUGGUAAAUGCCUGUUUGGACUCUUGGUUUUUUAAAAUAUCCUUUGGGCAUGACCCUUCCCCACACAAGGGUGCAGUGAACACAUAGGAAGGAACCCCCCCACGUUUCGCCAGCACAUAUGCAGGCGGAAUUCCAGGAUAGUGCGGGGAAUGGUAUGCCCUCCGUAUUCCCAUAUUCAGAGCUCAAGUAACUUGCAGCAUGGAAAGGAAGUGGGCUCAUUUGGGGAAAGGGAGCUGCGCACAGACAUCCCAGUCCUUGGGUUGCUCCGGGGUACUGAGGGAGAGGCAGAACAGGGCUCCGUUGAACCCUACGGGUACCCCUCUGUGUGCAGACACAGCACCCUAGCGUGUGGAAGAAUUAUGCCCUCUGUGGUGAUGCCUUACAAAACUACCGUUCCCCUACCCGCGUGGCUAAUGAUUGUAAUUUUCAAUAAAAUGGU